AUGGGUUCGUCCGCAUCCAAGCCGGAGACUGGUGCAUCUCCACACGUCUGGAAAGGCUCCGGCCCUACCAGCGUGUCCCAGAACAUCGUCGAGUCUCUACAAUCCAGCACAGAGGCUAACAAGCGACUUCCCAUCCACCAGACCGACGCAUCCCGAGCGCAGACCCUUGAGCUUCAUAUCCAAGCCCGCGUGGCCGAGGAGCUGAAGAAACUACAGGCCAAAGAGGCAGAGGCCUUUAAGAAGGCGCAGGAGAAACUAUCAGAGCUAUCCGAGAAGGACGUAAAGGGCCAGCUGUCCAGCCCGGCUGUGUCCAAGGAGGUCGAGGCACUACGCAAAAAGCUCGAGGAGCGCAAGCAAGUACGGCAGCUGCCGGAGUCCGUCGAGACCGCGCGCUCAGAUGUCAUCCGGUGCCUGCGGGAGCACGACAGGCGGCCGCUCGACUGCUGGCAGGAGGUGGAGAACUUCAAGGAGGAGGUCCGCAGGCUUGAAAAGGUCUGGGUUGACAAGGUUGUAUCAUGA
Molecule: messenger RNA, 519 nt
Organism: Thyridium curvatum
Lineage: Eukaryota; Fungi; Ascomycota; Sordariomycetes; Thyridiales; Thyridiaceae
Exons: 3
Coding region: 1-519 (172 amino acids)
Source: RefSeq, a predicted model, not a curated record